This is a messenger RNA of Topomyia yanbarensis, 1210 nucleotides long. RefSeq names its product troponin C, isoallergen Bla g 6.0101 (gene TpnC41C). NCBI's taxonomy places the organism in Eukaryota, Metazoa, Arthropoda, Insecta, Diptera, Culicidae. The coding region runs from base 242 to 703 and encodes 153 amino acids. The transcript has 4 exons. The record is from RefSeq and is a predicted model, not a curated record. Gene Ontology annotation, molecular function: calcium ion binding; enzyme regulator activity.
AUAGUCUAGUGAAACCCCGAUGGUGGCCCAAGGUAAAGGCCUCGCAUUAGGGACCCUUUUAUAAAUUUCUGCUCAGCGGGCGACUGUCGGUUCAAUUGUAGUCCUAGAUUCGCAGAGGGAUUAGCAACAACGCCGUUGCAGCCGCGUGUAGUGUGUGCCCAGGUGCCAGAAAGUGCUCACCGAGUUCCGUUCGUCAGAAGAAAAAUCCGCUACAAUCCUCCCGCCCAGUUGAACAGUAGCAAUGGAGGAUCUUGACAAGCAGCAACUGGAACUGCUGAGAAACGCCUUCAACGCGUUCGAUCAGGAGAAGAAGGGAUGCAUCGGCACCCAGAUGGUCGGCACCAUCCUGAGCAUGCUGGGCCACCAGCUGGAUGACAAACUGCUCAAGGAGAUCAUCGAUGAGGUAGAUGCUGAUGGUUCCGGCGAGCUGGAGUUUGAGGAGUUCGUAACACUGGCAGCCCGGUUCCUGGUUGAGGAGGAUGCCGAAGCGAUGCAACAGGAACUGAAGGAAGCUUUCCGUCUGUACGACAAGGAAGGAAACGGUUACAUUACCACCCAGGUCCUGCGCGAGAUCCUCAAAGAGCUAGACGACAACCUGACCAACGAUGAUCUGGACAUGAUGAUUGAAGAAAUUGACUCUGACGGUUCCGGAACCGUUGAUUUCGAUGAAUUCAUGGAAGUCAUGACCGGUGGAGACGACUAAGCUCGGACUCAUCUUCGUUAGCUUAAUGACCGUCUACUAUUUAAUUACCUUCCACUAUACCUUUGUUAAUAAAUAGCCUAAAACUUCCACCUUGCUCUAAGUUUCUGUUAAAACAUAGUAGCACUUUCUGAAAUAAAUUGUACAGCCAGCCAGGAAUGGGCCAAAGCAAAGGUUUUUUUUAUUUGCUACACCAUUAAACAGAACAAACAAAAUAAGGGAAAGAAUGAAACAAGAGUAUGACCUCGUGGCCUCGUGUGUAGGUUCAACAUAGUUUCGAGUUCAAGUAUUCGAUACAAAACAUGUCCGCUAGCUAGUGCUUUAUUGAGUCAUAAAAUUUAAUAUAGAAACUCGUGUGUGCCCGGACGAAAACUAUGCCAACCGCGUGCACUACUAUAAUGGACCAUCCGCCAACCCUCCAAAACUCGCAGGCACGAGCAAUAUAGUUUCCAACUUGUUGGCUGAGCAGUAAUUGUACUGGUGUACAAAAUAAAAUCAAUUUGUACUGAA